AUCUGAGCAGCCGCCGGCCCGCGCUGACCCAGAGUGAGAAGGGGGCAAACAAGAAGAUGCCUCGGCCCGGCCGCAACACGUACAGUGACCAGAAGCCGCCCUACUCGUACAUCUCGCUGACCGCCAUGGCCAUCCAGAGCUCGCCCGAGAAGAUGCUGCCGUUGAGCGAGAUCUACAAGUUCAUCAUGGACCGCUUCCCCUACUACCGGGAGAACACGCAGCGCUGGCAGAACAGCCUGCGCCACAACCUCUCCUUCAACGACUGCUUCAUCAAGAUCCCGCGGCGGCCAGACCAGCCGGGGAAAGGCAGCUUCUGGGCGCUGCACCCCAGCUGCGGGGACAUGUUCGAGAACGGCAGCUUCUUGCGGCGCCGCAAGCGCUUCAAGGUGCUCAAGUCGGACCACCUGGCGCCCAGCAAGCCCGCCGACGCCGCGCAGUACCUGCAGCAGCAGGCCAAGCUGCGCCUGAGCGCCCUGGCGGCCUCCGGCACGCACCUGCCGCAGAUGCCCGCUGCCGCCUACAACCUGGGUGGCGUGGCGCAGCCCUCGGGCUUCAAGCACCCCUUCGCCAUCGAGAACAUCAUCGCGCGCGAGUACAAGAUGCCUGGGGGGCUGGCCUUCUCCGCCAUGCAGCCCGUACCCGCCGCCUACCCGCUCCCUAACCAGUUGACUACCAUGGGCAGCUCGCUGGGCACUGGCUGGCCGCACGUGUACGGUUCCGGCAUGAUCGAUUCGACCACCCCCAUCUCCAUGGCUAGUGGUGAUUACAGCGCCUACGGUGUGCCAUUGAAGCCGCUGUGCCACGCAGCGGGCCAGACGCUGCCCGCUAUCCCGGUGCCCAUCAAGCCCACGCCGGCCGCAGUGCCCGCGCUGCCUGCGCUGCCCGCGCCCAUCCCCACCUUGCUCUCGAACUCGCCCCCUUCGCUCAGCCCCACGUCUUCGCAGACAGCCACCAGCCAAAGCAGCCCCGCCACUCCCAGCGAAACGCUCACCAGCCCAGCCUCGGCCUUGCACUCAGUGGCGGUGCACUGACCCGCAGCGGCCGGCGCCCCCUCUUGUU
Molossus molossus (Pallas's mastiff bat) is the source of this 1059-nucleotide messenger RNA. It is a transcript of the gene FOXB1, whose product is annotated as forkhead box B1. Gene Ontology annotation, molecular function: RNA polymerase II cis-regulatory region sequence-specific DNA binding; DNA-binding transcription factor activity, RNA polymerase II-specific. Gene Ontology annotation, biological process: anatomical structure morphogenesis; cell differentiation; regulation of transcription by RNA polymerase II. The record is from RefSeq and is a predicted model, not a curated record. The transcript has a single exon. The coding region runs from base 57 to 1031 and encodes 324 amino acids. NCBI's taxonomy places the organism in Eukaryota, Metazoa, Chordata, Mammalia, Chiroptera, Molossidae.